UAUGUCAUAGAAUCACUAAAUAACUUUUGUAAAUAAAAUAGAAAAAAAAAAUGUUUUUGAAACAUUUAAAAAGCACUUUUGCAAAAAAUCAAUCAGUUCAUUGUUUGCGAAGGUCAAUCGUUUCGUCAUCAUCUUGUGGACAGUCAACAACGACGUCACCGGAAAAUGAAAAGCAUGAAUCUUCGCGAAAUAAAAAAGACAUUGAAACUUAUCGACCGCUCAGCGAAGAUGAAAUCCAAAAGAUUGUUAAUUUAGAUAAUAUUCAUAUUGUCACGAAAUUUCAAACAAAAUUACCGCAGCGGCCACCAUUAAUUCAGAACUUUUUCAUUGGUAAAAUCGAUGUGCAACACCUAACAUAUCCGGAAGUUAUGGAAGUUAAAGAUUUCAAUGAAAUGACUGAAAAAAUCAGUGCCAUAAGCAAUUAUUUCACAAAAAAUGCUUGUACACCGGCCUAUUUACAAUUUCGUGAUGUAUCACAUCAAAUGAUAAAUGAUUUUCGAAAUAUGAAACUUUUUGGCGCUUCGGUUCAUCAACGUUUUGGUGGUUUGGGCUAUUUUAAAAGUGAAAUGCAUCGAGCAAGUGAGAGCGAAGCGAACGAUGUUAAAAGCUUCUUAUUUUUAGCCGGACAUCGGUUGGCGGUUGAAGCGAUUUUCGAUCAUGGAAAUGUUAGCCACCACAAUCAAUGGCUUAUGGAUAUGGGAAAAGGUGAAAUAAUUGGAGCCGCUUGCUUGCAUGAGCCAUUGAGCAAAGCCGAUUCAAAUAUGGUUAAGGUAGCAAAAACACAUGACGGCGACUACGUUUUAAAUGGUAGCAAGUCAUUCGCAUCAAUCUCGCAGCAUGCAAAUCUAUUGAUAGUAGUUGCUGAAAAAUCCGACGAAUUAAAACAGGAAUUUGCUUUAGACGAUGACGAUGACGAUGAUGAUGAUUUCUUUGAUGCAUACUUAACCAUUGUUCUCGAUCCGAAAUCAUCUGGAAUCACUUUUAGCGAUGAAUAUAAAACCAUUGGAUGCAAUGAUGUUCCAUUUGUUACCGUCAAUUUUGAGAAUGUUCGUAUUGAAAAAGAUCAAAUUCUGUCGGAAAAUACGGAUGAUCGUAAAAUAUCACAAAAACUAUUAGCUAGUUCAAGGCUACAAAUGGCCACAUUGAAUAUGGUUCAAGCGAAGAAUAUGUUUAAUAAAAUCGUCACAUUUACUAUUCGAUCCGCAUGCAAUUCGGAAAAACUCAGGAAUUUGAUGUAUGUCCGAGAGAGCCUAGCAAAAAUCGCAUGUGAUUUGUAUGGUCUUGAAAGUAUGAUUUAUUUGAGCGCCGGAAUUCUUGACAUGUACGACAAUCCAAAGGUUGAUCUGGAGUGUGCCAUUACCAAAGCCUAUUCACAAGACAUUCUUCGAAAUUUAAAUCAAUUUGCAAUGAAUUUAAUCGAUACACCAGUGACUAUAGAAGAUCAUUCAAUCGAUGUGGAUAUUCGAAACACACUUCAGCUUCAGUAUAACGAAACAAGCAGCGCUUUGAAAAGUUACGUUGGCCGCGUUGGACUACAGCACACAUUGGAUCAUUUCGGAAAGCAUGUAAAGUCAUACAAGGAUUCAAUUUGGGCAAAACUUAAUCUGGCCAAUUCCACAAUUGAAGACCUUGAACCACAACAUUUCUUAGGUGAUUUUUUGCAUCCAUCGCUGAUCGAGACGGCAAAUGAUUUGGAAUAUUCAAUAUUACGUAUGCAAUAUUCAUCUGAGAUGUUGUUGAACAGUUACGGCGAAAAGAUCGCGGACCGAGAAAUUGAAAUUAGGAAUUUGGGCGAAGCGGCAAUGCAAAAUUAUGCCAUGUUUGCCAGUGUUGCAAGAGCUUCGAGAGCAUAUUGUAUCGGAUUGAGGUAUUCAGCUUACGAAACAAUGGUUGCCGGUUGCUUGAUUCAAGCAUUUUCACCUAGUAUCAGAAAAAUGGCAUUAGAUAUUAAACAUAAUCGUGGACCAUUUCCACAAAAUAUAGAUGAAACUAUUGCCGAAAAUUUGCUAAAACAACAUCGAAAUAAAUCCUCGACUAUACCAUCAGUACUAAACGGUGUACUACAAAAAAGUGAUAAAAAUUAAAUGCUAUUAAAUGAAUAGAAUGUUUAGAUACAAA
Contarinia nasturtii (swede midge) is the source of this 2118-nucleotide messenger RNA. Its product is annotated as complex I assembly factor ACAD9, mitochondrial-like. The record is from RefSeq and is a predicted model, not a curated record. NCBI's taxonomy places the organism in Eukaryota, Metazoa, Arthropoda, Insecta, Diptera, Cecidomyiidae. Gene Ontology annotation, molecular function: flavin adenine dinucleotide binding; acyl-CoA dehydrogenase activity. Bases 51 to 2084 code for a protein of 677 amino acids. The transcript is spliced from 5 exons.